Molecule: messenger RNA, 2244 nt
Organism: Nelumbo nucifera (sacred lotus)
Lineage: Eukaryota; Viridiplantae; Streptophyta; Magnoliopsida; Proteales; Nelumbonaceae
Product: protein IQ-DOMAIN 3-like
Molecular function (GO): protein binding
Source: RefSeq, a predicted model, not a curated record
UGUCCAAAAAAUAAGUUCUAGUUCAACGGGACCCACUUGCCAUCUGGGAAAAUUCAGCUGUUAUUCUCCAAUUUCUUAUCGUUGAAAUUUCCUUCGCAAGAUCUGCUUCUUCUUCUACUCUCUCAACACAACAGCGGUGCGUUCCAAUCUUUCUCUUGUUGUUCUGUGGAGAGGAAGAGAUACAGGGAGGGAAGAGGACGAGAAGAUGUAUUACAGAGAUCUAGCAAUUUUCAUAAACAGUUGGGCUCGUGAUAUUUAUUAGAAAGAUGGUUCCUUUGAACUGAUUCGGACAAGGAGAUGGGGAAGAAAGGUAACUGGUUUGUUGCACUGAAGAAAGCUUUCAGCCCUGAACCCAAGGAGAAGAAAGAUCAGAAAACUAGUAAAUCUAAGAAGAAAUGGUUCAAGAAAGAGAAACACUCGGAUCCCUCUUCCUCCGCAGUUGAAGCUACUGCGGCGCCUCCUCUGCCUCAAUGUCCUACUCCCCCUCCCCCUCCCCCUCCUCCUGAGGAAGUAAAACUAACCGAAGCAGAGAAUGAACAGAGCAAGCACGCAUACUCUGUUGCACUUGCCACUGCUGUGGCCGCUGAGGCUGCCGUUGCUGCUGCUCAGGCCGCUGCAGAAGUUGUUCGCCUCACAGCGGUGACACGGUUCUCUGGCAAAUCAAAGGAGGAAGUGGCGGCUAUCAAGAUUCAAACGGCAUUCCGAGGAUACCUGGCAAGGAGAACAUUGAGGGCCUUGAGAGGGCUUGUUAGGUUGAAAACAUUGAUAAAUGGAAAUGCAGUUAAACGUCAAGUUGCAACCACUCUACAAUGCAUGCAGACCUUAGCCCGUGUUCAAUCUCAAAUCCGUUCAAGGAGGAUUAGGAUGUUGGAAGAGAACCAGGCUCACCAGCACCAACUCCAGCAGAAACGUGAAAAGGAGCUUGCGAAUUUGAGAGCCUCUAUGGGAGAGGAUUGGGAUGACAGCCUGCAAUCCAAGGAACAAAUCGAAUCAAACUUAUUGAGCAAGCAAGUGGCUGCUAUGAGAAGAGAAAGAUCCCUUGCUUAUGCAUUCUCUCACCAGCAAACAUGGAAGAAUUCUUCAAGAUCUGUAAAUCCAACAUUCAUGGACCCAAACAAUCCUCACUGGGGAUGGAGUUGGUUAGAACGAUGGAUGGCAGCCCGACCAUGGGAGGUUCGAAGCAUGGCAGAAAAAGAACUGAACGACCAUGCAUCUGUAAAAAGUGCAAGCCACAGUGCUGGAGGAGAAAUAAGUAAAGCUUAUGCUCGUCGUGACCUUAAUGCUGAAAAGUCUUCACCAAAAGCCCCAAAACCAAUCCGCCCUGCCAGCCGACAAUCCCCAUCAACUCCCCCUUCCAAAGCACCAUCUUCAUCUUCAGUAGCUGGGAAACUGAAGAAAGCAAGCCCAAGGGGAAAUUUGUUUGGCCAGGAUGAUGACUCAAGGAGCAUGCUCAGCAUACAGUCAGAGAGGCAUCGGCGGCACAGUAUUGCAGGCUCAUCAGUGAGAGAUGAUGAGAGCCUGGCAAGCUCUCCAUCUGUCCCAAGCUACAUGGCACUCACUGAGUCUGCCAAGGCUAAGACCCGGUUGCAGAGCCCAUUGGGGCUAGAGAAGAAUGGAACAGGAACCCCAGAGAAGGGAUCAGCUGGGUCUGUGAAGAAGCGGCUGUCUUUCCCAGCUUCCCCGGCAGGGGUGAGGCGACAUUCAGGUCCACCCAGGGUAGACAGCAACUCCAUUAAAGACAUUGGUGUACCUGCAGAAAAUAGUGUGAGCAAUGGAGGGAGCAGAUAGUGCUUGUUCAAUGGGAGAACAUAAGACAAGACGUGUACGUUCAUGGGUUAGGAAGGGGUCCCAAGAAGAGGAAAAAUAGGAAGUGUAAUUGGCUAUGGAUAUGUACUACUUUAGAGCUCAUAUUUAUUGUGUAGUUGGGUCUGGUUUGGGUGAAAAACUGAAAACUAGUCUCCCUCUACUGGAGUCUGUCUAUGACUAGUUAAUCUCUUUUCAGAGGUUUCGUCCUUGUUUUUGUUCUGUUUCCCUCAUUAUGUUGUUUGUGUUCCCUUGACACUUGGACGGGAACCCAAUUCUUUGUAUUGAUUGUGACUCCAGACAAACGGCUGUGGUUUUGUUCCUUCGUUUUUCUCCAUGUUCUUAUUCGCUUGCUUGAAAUCUUGAAUAGAAGGAAUCCAUUUGUUGUAACAGUAUGUAACUAUGUAUAGUAUUACCCUGCAUGGCUGAUGGGUUUGUUGA